Messenger RNA from Enterobius vermicularis (human pinworm), 585 nucleotides. The record is from the annotation of a GenBank genome assembly. NCBI's taxonomy places the organism in Eukaryota, Metazoa, Nematoda, Chromadorea, Rhabditida, Oxyuridae.
AUGGACUUUUCAGCUGCGGCAGCAGUUGCUGCAGCGGCAGCUGCCGUACCAACAGCAAAUAAUAUUGCCAACAGCGCAGCGCUUAAUUCCACCAUCCACGAUGCACUAUUUGGCAGUAAUUCAGCAUGUAAUCCCAACAACAUACCACAGAUGCAGAACCCUUUCUGUAAUCCACCGACAGCACAUCCGAGUUUUUUUGAAGCAAGACGUUUUAGUGAACCAACUCCGUCUCCACAUAAUUUCAAUAUUUCGAGAAGAAAAAGUCGUGACGGUCAAGUGACAUAUUUAUGGGAGUUCCUUCUACGUUUGCUUCAAGACAAGGAAUAUUGUCCAAAAUACAUCAAAUGGCUUGACCACAGUAAAGGCAUCUUUAAACUUGUCGAUUCAAAAGCUGUUUCGCGUCUAUGGGGGCUACAUAAAAAUAAACCUGGAAUGAAUUAUGAAACUAUGGGAAGAGCUUUAAGAUAUUACUACCAACGUGGAAUUCUCCAAAAGGUUGAUGGUCAGCGUUUAGUCUACCAGUUUGUUGAUGUUCCGAAAGAGGUUAAUGCAUCAUACUGUUCAAGUUGCUACAAUUCAGACUAA